This is a messenger RNA of Micropterus salmoides (largemouth bass), 4120 nucleotides long. It is a transcript of the gene mecp2, whose product is annotated as methyl CpG binding protein 2. The transcript has 6 exons. NCBI's taxonomy places the organism in Eukaryota, Metazoa, Chordata, Actinopteri, Centrarchiformes, Centrarchidae. Gene Ontology annotation, cellular component: heterochromatin; nucleus. Gene Ontology annotation, biological process: negative regulation of transcription by RNA polymerase II. Gene Ontology annotation, molecular function: methyl-CpG binding; chromatin binding; double-stranded methylated DNA binding. The record is from RefSeq and is a predicted model, not a curated record. The coding region runs from base 693 to 3611 and encodes 972 amino acids.
CCCCCCCCCCUUUCAGCUAGCGUAAACAGAUUAGUACCCCAAUUAGCAUCCAGCUGCCUCAGUGCCGCUGAGCCAGGCAGCUGAGUGUGUCAGGGCUUCAGGCUGGACUCGAACCUGCGACUCUGCCUUUUUAUAGAGUACAGUGUGUGUGUGUGUGUGGGGGGGGGGGGGGUUCUCACUUCCUGUUUCUGCUGCUUCACCUCCACCUGCAGCUUCAUCACACACAGGUUCCCAACCUGAGGGUCUGGACCCCAACAAAGGGCCGCAGGGUGAAGCUGAGGGUCCUGAGGUCACAAACAAGAGCAAGAAAAAAAAAACAUGUUGCUGCACAAAUUAAUGUUUUUAUUAUUAUUAUUUUUUUUCCUUUAAUCUUCGUCCUCUCUUCUAGUUUCACAUCUUCAGACCGGCAGAUAAAGAAUACUUGUGUUGCAGUCAGGGCCCGACGAAACUUCUCCAGUCAAACGAGUACUGCAUUCAAUCCUUUAUCUAACCAGAUCGGGGAAAAUGACUGUUUGGUUUCACUCGCAGCCGAACGCCGCCUCUUCCUUUCUUGCAACGCCGUCGGCUGCGGUCUCACACGUGUUCGUCACUGUUGGAGGAGGGUGAGGAGGGACCUGUCGAGCCUCAGCCCCCCGCGAGAGAGAGAGACAGGUCCCACAGUAAAACCAAGAAGGCCCGCCGGGAGCGCCGCCAUGCUGACCGGGGGGGCGGAGACCACAGCUACGGCCACGCCUCCAGCAGCCAUGCUGCAGCCACAGGCGGGGGCGGAGCCACAGACACAGGAGUCGGAGCCGGUGGCGGGCCCCUCAGAGGAGCCGGGAUCAGAGUCGGCUGCCGGCAGUGAGUCUCCCAGGCAGCGCCGCUCCAUCAUCCGGGAUCGCGGGCCGCUGUAUGAUGACCCGUCACUGCCCGAAGGCUGGACCCGCAAACUCAAACAGAGGAAGUCCGGACGCUCAGCGGGGAAGUUUGAUGUCUACCUGAUCAACUCGGAGGGAAAGGCGUUCCGAUCGAAGGUGGAACUUAUCGCCUACUUCCAGAAGGUCGGCGACACGACCACCGACCCCAACGAUUUUGAUUUCACUGUCACGGGACGUGGAAGCCCCUCCCGCCGUGAGAGGCGUCCCCCCAAGAAACCGAAGGUGGUGAAACCAUCAGGGCGAGGCCGUGGGCGGCCCAAAGGCAGCGGGAAGAUGCGGCAGGCUACAGAGGGCGUCGCAAUGAAGCGUGUGGUUGAGAAAACUCCGGGAAAACUUCUGGUCAAAAUGCCUUUCGGCAAGGCAGAGUCCUCCACUGGCACCACCUCCACUGCCUCAAAGGUGGUGUCUCCUGUCCUGGUGCCCAAGUCCCGUCCCGGCAGAAAGAGGAAAUCCGAACAGGAACUUCCAGCCCCACCACAGACCGCCCCCAAGAAACGGGGCAGGAAACCAGCCUCGGCCUCAGCGGCAGCAUCGGUUGCCACAGCGUCCACAUCCUCGGCAUCAGCCUCUGGUAGCUCGGCAGCUGGGAGCUACGCCGCAGCUGCCAUUUUAGCUGCCGAGGCCAAAAGGAGAGCAGCCAAGGAGUCUUCCACCAAACCCGUCGUCCAGCAAACAGCCCUGCCAAUCAAAAAACGCAAAACGAGAGAGACAGUGGAAGAGAGGGAGAGUGUUCAGACUCCAGUGGCCACAACAACCGAGACUGAAAGAAGGGUCCCUGUAGAGGGGGAGGGAGGUAAAGGUGAGGGAGCUACAACCUCAGAUCCUCGGCCCGCCCCCUCUGAGCAGACCCAGUCACAAUCACAGAAGCAGCCCACUGCUUCAGACGAAAGCCAGUCGUAUGGACACAAGACGCAUAAAGGGCGGAAGCACAAGGAGAAAACGGGAAUAGCGUCAGGAGAUGGAGGAAGCAGAGGAGAGGAAGUAGGUGAAGAUGUAGGCGAUAAGGGAGGAGAGGGAGAAGGAGGAGGAAGGAGUAGCAGCAGCAGCAGUAGCAUUAGCUCAAAAGGCCACAAAAGGAAGGACCGGCCUCCCCACAAACACCACCAUCACCAUCACCACCACCACCACCACCACCACCGCCACCAACAUUCCUCUGCCUCCCCUGAUCAGCCGCCUCCUCCUCCUCCAGCUUCUGGACACCCACCACCCUCCAGCCAGUCCAGGCCUGAAGUCGAGUCCCAGACUGUGCCUCAGCUCACCACCCAACACUCCCAGCAAGCUCCUCCCAGACCACAGUCCAAGUCUACGACCCAAUCCAUGCCCGAACCUCGGCAUCCUCCUCCUCAACCGCGCCACCAGCCCCAGCCCCGUUCCCAGCAGCACCCCCAGAGCCAGAGUCCCAGCCAGCCCCAAGCCCAGCCUCGAUACCCAGCAUCCCAGCCCUCUCCCACUAGGCACGUCCUGCCCCAGCAACGGCCCCAACAACCUCCCCAAACCCACAGUCAGCCCCAGGCCUCCCCCCAGAAAGCCCAGCCACAGCCUGUCCACUCCUCAAGCCAACACCGAACCCAGCUUCAGGCUCAGCAUGCUCCACCUCAGUCACACCCUCCUCAGUCCCCAUCCAUCCUGCAUGUUCAUCCAUCACAAACAAGGCAUCCGCAUCCACAAACCCAGUCCCCUACAGCACUCCAGCCUCAAACCCAGCCCAGGCACCCGUCUCAACCCCAAACCCAGCUCAAACAGCAAUCUCAACCCCUGACCCGGCAGUCACUGCAGCCUCAACUCCAACCCCAGGCCAGGACUCCGGCUCAACUUCAGACUCAAUCCCAGUCCAGAAUCCCAGCCCAACCUCAGCCUCAACUGCAGCCCAGAACCCCUGCGCAAAUGCACCCUCAAACUCAGCCAAGAACCCCAGCCCAAACUCAGCCUCAACCACAGUCCAGGACCCCAGCCCAAACUCAGCCUCAACCUCAGUCCAGGACCCCAGCCCAAACUCAGCCUCAACCACAGUCCAGGACCCCAGUCCAGCCUCAACCUCACCUGCAACCCAGGCAUCAAGUGCAGACGAGGCACCCAUCACAACACCAACUCCAGACUCAGUACAGACCACAACCCAGACAAUCUCCCUCCCAGGCUCGGCCACCCCAGUCCCCGUCCCAAGCACAACCACACUUUCAGCGGAUUCAAACACAGCCGCGACCCCAGCCCCACUCUCAGCUCACCAGGCCCCACGUACAGCACCUGUCAUCCCACCGACCAUCUCCCAGCCUAUCCAGGACCAACACAGUCCCCGCUCAGCAGAACCAGAGCGAACAGCCACAAGAUCUGAGCACCACGCGGCCCGGCCGAGGGAGCCUGCUGCCGAGCCGAGAGGUCAAUGUGCAAGGCGUCAGGGCGGAGGGGAGAGGGGAGCCGGUCAUGGCGUCAGAAAGCAGAGAGGUUUCAGGAGGAGAAAGAGGAUCGAACAGCACCUCGAGGCCUCCCAGCUCCGUGCCUGCUGGACCUCCGGGAGUAGCCGGGGCCGGGGUCGGUGUUGUCCCUGGGGCAGAUGGUAGGGCUAGGCUCCGGGCGGAGCCGGAGGCGGCGGGUGAGGGCAGGGAGCUCAGAGACAUCGUCCCCCAGUCGGCCGUGCCCUGCCCCAGCCGAGAAGAAACUGUAGAGUCACGGACUGUCGUCAGCGAAAGAGUCAGCUGAUCGGUCGGGCUGAUGAACAGGCUGAAUGCUCGGUAGACUGACGGAGAGCACCUGAGUCAGCACCAGGUGGAGGAGGCUGUUCGUGGAGGUUUAGACGAUUUUACACUGUUUUCAGAUAGGAUAGCGUCACACAGAGCUGGCAGGACUGUCGCAGCUUGUACUCCGUCUGAUUCUGUCUGGAGACUCUGUAAAGUUCUGGAUCCGAGAACCAACCCGGGGCACUGAGGGGGACGGCUGGAGAGGAGAACGGAUAGCGUCGUUUUCUAGGAAAAACAAAGAAAAAGGAAAAAUCGAUAAAACAAGUGUGUGUGUAUAUAUAAUCAAAAGGCAGCUGUUGUGACCCGCUAGUCUCCGUGGGGAGGGGGGAGUAGUUUGGAACUAAAAACCAACGCUUAACAACACAUUACUCUGAACGAAACGUUGCUUCCGGAAUAUAACCUCUUUUUUUUUUUUAUUUCGUAUUUUGAUAGUUUAUUGUUUUGUCUCUGUUAUACAGCUUUAAACUCUGA